Messenger RNA from Penicillium brasilianum, 1329 nucleotides. Lineage: Eukaryota; Fungi; Ascomycota; Eurotiomycetes; Eurotiales; Aspergillaceae. The record is from the annotation of a GenBank genome assembly.
AUGUCGGUGCCCAAACCACCUACCGAUCUCACCAAUGACGAAGAAACCGAGAUCGACUAUCUUCCAAUAAAAAGGAUCGAAAAACUCGAGCGCUACCGCAAUGGCGGAUAUCACCCUGUGCAACUAGGUGACAUACUAGGAAAGCACUAUCGUGUCGUGCACAAGCUGGGAUUCGGAACAUACUCCACCACCUGGCUGGCUAUCGACACAAUCACCAAUCGUUACGUUGCAAUCAAAGUCGGUGCUGGCUACUCGAACCCGGUCGAAGUGGAUGUGAUUACAUGUCUUCAGACCUCAUCCUCCAUUGAAGCUAGUGUAAUCAGCACUGUGAUUCCACCCGUCUUCGACGCCUUUGAAAUUGUGGGACCUAAUGGCAAGCACCCUUGCUAUGUGACCGCCGUUGGAGGAGCAAAUCUGGAGAGCGCAAAAUCAAAUUCACACAAGCGACUUUUUCCGCUUGAUGUUGCUCGAGCAAUGGCAGCCCAACUCAUCAUUGCCGUUACACAUGUCCAUGAGAAGGGGUUUGUGCACGGGGAUGUGAACUUGUCGAAUGUGGUUCAACGGUUGCCAUUCAACAUGGAUGAACUUUCUGUCGAGGCUAUUUACGAGGAAUUCGGAGACCCGGUGCGCAGACCCAUCUUACGUUUGGAUGACCAGCCAUUGACUGCCGCCAUUCCAAAUGAGGGCAUCGAACCAAUUUGGUUGGGGAAAACUUGUGACGAGAUCACUCUUUCCGAAGCCAAAAUCAUGCUUAUCGACUUUGGAGAAUCCUACGUGCCUUCGCUGCAAGCACGCCACGAGUCGAAUAGCCACUCAGCCUACCAGCCCCCGGAGGCUCUAUGGAAUACUCGGACACCGAUGACGUUCUCUUCGGAUAUCUGGACACUGGCAUGUUCGUUGUGGGAUCUAGUGGCGUGGUUCCCGUUAUUCAAAAGCUACUUCUCAGCGCAAGACAAUAUCACCGCUGAGCAAAUAUCCGUCUUGGGAAGACUACCUCCUGGAUGGUGGACCACAUGGGGAAGGAAGUUCACUGCUGCCCGUAAACGAUUCGAUCUGGAAGGAAAACCACUGGAGGCGGUCCGGUACCCGGACAUGGAAACACGAUUCGAACAUGCGGUACAGCAGCCGCGACGGGACAGAGGUAUGGAGGCCAUGGGCGAUGAAGAGAAAGGGGCCUUUUUCUUAAUGCUUCGGUCGAUGCUUGUGUUCCGCCCCGAGGGGCGGGUCACUGCUCAACAGGUUCUGGAGUCGGAGUGGAUGGCACGGUGGGCUCUUCCUGAGUAUGAGAGGGUCCGAAAGCACUACGUUCAGGGCCACUGUGAAAGCUAG